This is a messenger RNA of Ostertagia ostertagi, 690 nucleotides long. NCBI's taxonomy places the organism in Eukaryota, Metazoa, Nematoda, Chromadorea, Rhabditida, Trichostrongylidae. The record is from the annotation of a GenBank genome assembly.
GCAGCCUUUCCAGGACCUGGAGAUGGUCGUUACAUCAACAACUUCAACCGAAACUACAACAAUUUCCGUGGUGGAUAUGGGAACAACAACGCGAACGCUCGCGGGAGAGGUUUCAAUAGAGGCGGAUAUCAGCAGACCCAGCAGCAAAAAAGAAGCUGUCUGAGCCUGUUAAAAUUCCCAUGUGCUAAUCUCGUUGUUGACGGGCAGUAUUACAAGUUUGGUUUUGUAUGUGGUGACCGAAACGGUGUCGGUGUUGCUGGCGACAACUCCCGCGAGUUAUUGAUUGAACCUGCCCGCAACCUUGCCUUGUACAGAAAGACCGUGGAAGGCGGUGCAGUCAGCCAGCACUCGGAAGAGUCGCUAGAGAGUAUCCAUCCUACAAACGGUCUCGAGCCUGGAGCGAUGGCUGAUUAUUUCCGUUCACCUGCUUUCUACUGGUAUUUAAUUAUUCUUCCUGCACUCGGGAUCAAUUUUCUCGCCUAUUAUUCGCCAAACCUUCUCCGGACAUAUGUUCCUUUGAUUGGAUCUAUGGCUGCUUAUAUCGGUACUAACUAUCACUGGAUUACGGUUUACACGAAUGUCUUUGCAUUAGUUGCACAUAUCGGAGAGAGUCUUUAUGCUUGUAUCUCUUUUGUCGUGCUCAGCAAGCUGGUUUGUGCAGACCUUCCUCCUCGGAUUCCCAUCUCUUAG